AUUACAAGUGAUGAAAGAAAAAAUCCUUGAAGCAGGGUUUUGAGAUGCUACAGUCAUGCUUGCCAGACUAUGCUUUUUAUGGCCGUGGACCAAAAGUUGGCCCUGAGGUCAUUUUAACCGACAAUUGCAAAGAGGAACGCAAUGCUCUCAACUCAGUGUGGCCAUCCUGUAAACUGCUUCUAUGCAUUUUUCACAUGCUUCAGCAGGUUUGGAGGUGGCUACAUGAGACCAGCCAUGGUAUCAAUCAAGUUGAUCGUCCCUACAUCCUCAGUCUUUUUAAGAAGAGCUUGUAUGCAGAAACAGAGGAACUGUUUGAGGACUGCUUUUCUGAACUGUUGAAUGAUGACAAAUGCAAAUGUUAUCCAAAUCUUGUUGACUAUUUGGGAACUCUGUAUAUUGAGAAGGAGGCAUUUGCUCUUUGCUUUCGUACAGAACUACGAGUAAGAGGCAACCACACUAAUAAUUUUGCUGAGGCACAGUUUUUAGUACUGAAGGAUACAAUUCUGAGGAAAGUUAAGAAGUACAACGUUGUCGGGCUUAUCAGCAAGCUCACAGUUGAGUUGGAGGACCACUAUAAAGACAAAUUGUUCUCCAUAGCUGAUGGCAGCUUUGAUGAUCUUUACAGACGGCGCUUUAUGGGUAAAGGAACGGAUGGCAGCUCAGGUUUUCGCACUCCUGAUUUAAGGGAACGCGACUUGUAUCUAUCAACUGUUGAAAAGUUCAACAACGAUGUGUUUAAAGUUAGGAGCUCAUCAAAGAACAAUGAAAGCUAUACAGUUGACAUGACACUUGGGAUGUGUAGUUGUGAAGUGGCUAAAGAUGGAAGCCCUUGCAAGCAUCAGUAUGUAUUUUGGUCUGCAAAUAAAGCCCAUUGUAUCAAUUUUGUUCCAGUGACUCAGCCAGAAAUGAGACAGAAAUUGGCUUGGAUUGCCAUAGGAGAAUCACUGCCUCUUUCAUGUUAUAGCACUUUGCGUGCCCAAGAAAGCAGUAACCCUGGGGUAAAUGUACUACCUGAUUCGGAUUCUGAUGAUCAGGAUGCAUCACAGUCCUAUCUUGAUGAAACAAUUCAAGACGUGUCAAUGCCUGACACCACAUCAGUAACUGGUGAUGCAGAAGAUUCUUCUAUUGAAACAGCAGCAGAUGCACUUAUGAAGUCUUGCAAUUUGAUAACAGAAAAGCUUAAAAACACAGGGGAUGCAAACUUAGCCAAAGGUUUCAUGCAAUUCUCGAAAAGAGUUGCAUCUUUGACAUCUCCAACAUCAAUGCACGCAAAACUUACAACUGCCCUUUUCAACUUUGGAUCUGUUGAAACUAAAAAAACAGGAAAGGGAAAGAAAAUUAGAGUACAACCCAACAGAAAAAGAAAAAAUGGGAAUGGAAGCCAGCAGGCCACCCUUAAGGGUAGACCAGUACAGCUGCAGUCAUUACAAGGGCCUACAAGAAAACGCAAGCGUGGCCAUGACCUGGCUAAAGUGGUACAGUCCAACACACAAGGCAGUAAGAAAUCUGGCUCACAUACAAUGAUGUCAAAAACAAAGCAUAUGCAGAGGAAAAAAAUGUAGUAAAAAAAGUUGACACUAUUUUUUAAAUUAUUGUAUAGUUUCUUAUUGCCAUAUAUGACCAUGUAUAAGUCAACCGUGUGUAUAAGUCAAACCCCUAAAAUAUUGUAAAAAUUUAUGUUUUUAUGUUGUUUUGUGUCUAAGUUGACCCCUAGUUUUUCCAGGAUUUCUUAUUAAAAACAAGUGUUGCUACAAAUUACUAAAAGGCUUCUGAUCACUGAUUUGUACUAUUUAAAUGUUUAUUUAAUCAGACAUAUAACAAAACUGUAUAAAAUUCCAAUUCU
Molecule: messenger RNA, 1843 nt
Organism: Nematostella vectensis (starlet sea anemone)
Lineage: Eukaryota; Metazoa; Cnidaria; Anthozoa; Actiniaria; Edwardsiidae
Exons: 2
Coding region: 45-1562 (505 amino acids)
Molecular function (GO): zinc ion binding
Source: RefSeq, a predicted model, not a curated record